Messenger RNA from Elaeis guineensis (African oil palm), 929 nucleotides. RefSeq names its product ubiquitin-NEDD8-like protein RUB2. The record is from RefSeq and is a predicted model, not a curated record. Lineage: Eukaryota; Viridiplantae; Streptophyta; Magnoliopsida; Arecales; Arecaceae. Gene Ontology annotation, molecular function: protein binding.
UGUUUGGAAUGACCAGGUUUGUAUUUUGUCUGCAUGCCUCAAUCUCGGACGGGCAAGUAUUCGACCUGCCCCGGUAAACUUUAUAGGAAGUGCCGCAGUCGAAGGCAAGCAGAUAGACGCCAGAGGACUCCUCCCGCCCCCCAACGUCACCCAGACGACCAAGACCAGACACGAUGCAGAUCUUCGUGAAAACCCUAACCGGGAAGACCAUUACCCUCGAGGUCGAGAGCAGCGACACCAUCGACAACGUCAAAUCCAAGAUCCAGGACAAGGAGGGUAUACCCCCAGAUCAACAAAGAUUGAUUUUCGCUGGAAAACAGUUGGAAGAUGGCCGAACCUUGGCUGAUUACAACAUUCAAAAAGAGUCAACAUUGCAUCUGGUUUUAAGGCUUAGGGGUGGAACAAUGAUUAAGGUGAAGACACUUACUGGAAAGGAAAUUGAAAUUGACAUUGAGCCUACUGAUACCAUUGAUAGGAUCAAGGAGCGAGUUGAGGAGAAAGAAGGGAUUCCACCGGUCCAGCAAAGGCUCAUAUAUGCAGGAAAGCAGCUUGCGGAUGAUAAGACUGCCAAGGACUACAACAUCGAGGGUGGUUCUGUCCUUCAUCUCGUGCUUGCUCUAAGGGGUGGUCUGUAGCAGGAGCUUCUGAUAUAUGCUACUGCAAAGGAAGUGUGGGGCGUGGGGCCUCGACAUCCAAAAAAGAAAGAAAAAUACAUGGCACUUUUUGGGAAUGGAUUGCUGUGUUCUGAAUAGAGGCAAAUUUGCUGUUGUGAUUGAAAUAACAUGAAUGCUUAAACUGAUUGCACUUGCUAGCUCCAAGACUUGCAUGUUGGAUGUUAUACUAUUCCUGUUGUUCAGGUCUUCUUCUAUGGCUGUGUUGCAAUUUCUUUCUUUUAUACUCCUUAAGGGAUAUUUGUAAUUGUGUUUUUA